CAGAGUGCAAAACUAUCCUAGUUGGAAGAAUGAAAGGAAAGUUAUUUUUUUGUGGGAUAACUUCUGGAUCAAGAUAAUGCAAGAUUUAAAAUGUUUAGAUUACCUUUUGUGUAAUUUUAUCCUUGUGUUUAUGAAAUAACUACUUUGUUAUUUUAAUGAUCAAUUGACGCAUCCGGUAAUCCAAACCUUUUAAAUCUUAAUAUUUGUACAGAACAUUCGUUCUAUCAUUAUAUUUUAACCAUAGAUUCAUAUAAAAUGUAAGGCGUGUAAAGGUUAGAGUCAGUUGCAUGCUUUGUUGAUCUCCCUAGAGGGUAAAACGUUGAGCAAAUACGUUGGGUAAACACCCACUGGCAUGCAACUGCCUAAGGGACCCAGCAAACAUGAAAACAUCAUAAUAAUUAACAUUUAUGUUGACACAAGCUUUUUGCCACUGUUGUCACUAGGGAAGUUGAGUUCAGUUUUCAAAAGACUGCCAGUUAGAAUAGUUAGUUAUUGUUAAUGAGUCAAUUGUGAGUUUUAGUGGCCGAGUGUUCCUGUACUUAAUUGAUCCAAACCAAGCAAUGAUUCACACAUUUAAUUAUUUAUAGCCAUUAAAUUUUAUGUUUGGUUUAUUGAAGUUAUAAAAUAUUACCAACAUGAAGACGAUAUCUAGAUCAACUGUUACAUAUCUAGAUGGGAUGACCUUCCAUGAGGACAAUCCACCAUGGAUUAAAACUCCUGUGAAAGGCUCAGUGGACGAAACUCCGAUAGCAAAUCUAAAACCUAACUUAAGAAAAAAUAUUUACUACGAGUCAUUGAAACUUAUUUUUCUUGUUUUGACUAUGACCGGCACUCUGCCAGUUUUCAGACUUAAAAUAGCCAGCCACAAGAUUCAAGUUUUGGUGUGCGGUGGUAUUUGUUUGUCUGUAUAUGUAUUAUUUGCAUAUCUGUCUUACUCAGUGACUGUACACAUUCUUAGACUCAUCUUGCACGACGAUGACUUCAGCUCAGUCACAAUCCAAGUGACAUUGAUGAUGCUGCUUACUCAACACGUAUUUUACUUCUUGCUGACUUGGCCAGAGUCUAUAGCUGUUAACAGGUACCUUGUGCGAUGGAGGGAGUUUGAGACUCAGUUUAAACUCGUGGUUGGUAGUGAGCUCAAGCUGAACUGCAGGAAUAAAAUAGCUUUGAUGCUCAUGGGGUCGACGUUUCUCGCUGCUAUCUACCCUCACUUUUUAGACCGAAUCGAUGACAAAAGCAUCAAAAGCAAGACGGAUUACCUCGUCAUCUCCUAUCAUAUUUUUAUUCAGUUGUGCUUUUACACUUUAUGGUUUUCUAACGGUUCAGCCAUAAUGCAAGCGUCUCGUCAAUAUUACCAACACCUCGCCAGGGAGUGUGCAGCAGACAUAACAGCUGAUCGACUUGAGGAUUAUCGACUUGUCUGGAUGCGACUUACCCAGCUGGUGCGGGACGGUAGCUCUAUGCUGUCGUACACAAUGGCGUUUAUGGUCACAACUCCGUUCGCAUACGAGGUGAUUGCCGCUUACAACCUGACCAUCUACGUUAUCCAGAGUAUUCAAAGCGGCGACCCUGGGGAUUCUGCUGAAGCGAUCGCUACAGGUCUAACGUUCCUCUUCUACGGUAGUCUCCUCUACAUGUUCUGCAACUCUGGACAUUGUAUGACGACUGAAUGUGAAAGGGUUCAAGAAAUUCUUUUUGUUCACAAUCCCAAGUCUCAUCUGACCCAGGGAAGAGUUAACAAUGAGUUGCGGUUGUUUCUACGCUGCGUCAGGUCUGUACCACCUCUCGCUACACUCAGUGGAUACGUCACCAUCAACAGGAAAGUGUUUCUUCAUCUGACCGGAGUGUUGGUUACAUACCUCAUCAUCUUGGUUCAGUUCAACAUCAGCUCAAUACACAACGGGAAGAAAAGUGUGACAGAACAGAUUUAAAAAUUAAUCAUUACCAUACCUAAGAUGGUUUUAUUAGUGUAGACUGUAAAGUUGUUAGGUUACAAUAUGAUGAGUAAAUAAAAAGAGUUUGCACACCACACAGGGACUGAAUUGUAGGACUAUAUUGGUGACACAAACUUAUUUAGCAGCAAUUUUUAUAAAUAUUAUAGUCGGCCCCCAUGUAAAGUAAAAUGGAACCUGUUAAUUGAGUAGGUACUAUAAUAGCUAUUUACCUUACAAGUGUAUUAAGAGCGUUUUUACAUCACACAGGUGAAUGUUGUGCAAUGAGCGGAAGGGAGUUGCAUAAUUCGCCGAAGUGAUGUAAACACGCUCUUGCAUAACGUGUAACGUACAAGAUUUUACCUGACCCGACAAAUACCGGGGGUUACAUAAAAUAUUUUUCAUUAUCCAUUUCACUCAUCUUCUAACAGUAAUGUUCUUUUACAAACAAAAGCUAGGUUAGGAAAAUACUUUAAAGCAUAACGAUAAAAUUCAAGCACACACAGCUGAUUUCUAGCGCUGAACGUCGCUGGCUCCAUAGAGGUAUAUUUUUUUAAGUUGAGCACUCAAUGUUAUUUAAAUGGGUUUCAUUACUUCACCGAGUGAGUUUUUGAAACUUUACUUCACCAAGUGAAGUAAAGAAAUUGUUUACAUCAUGCUUGGGAUAGGGAAGUUUAACAUGGCGGGUUAGGUAAAGAAAUGAAAUAACAUUUUAAUUUGUAAUAUACAUUUUUAAUUCUCGUAUUAUUGUUUGUCAUAACAACAUUUUUUUAAAGACCUAUUUGUGAUAUAGAGAAGAUCUUACAGUACCUACUUCAUAUAUUGUAGCAAAGUGAUAUACAAUGUGUUGUUUUGCUCUGAACCAUUUUCAUUAUUCAUACCAUCAUAUUCAGAUUUUUGUAUAAAAUUUCAACAUUUCUCCCAUUCAAAUAGUAACAUAUAGUAAGUAAUAAUGAAUGUUUGCUCACACUUACAAUAGAUUAAGUGACCUACAAAAAAAUACUGACUCUGUAAAGAGAUUAUUUUAAAGCUAUUGACACUUGGUACCAAUUACUAUCAAAUGAAACAUUCACUUUGUU
Messenger RNA from Macrosteles quadrilineatus (aster leafhopper), 3010 nucleotides. Its product is annotated as gustatory and odorant receptor 63a-like. The record is from RefSeq and is a predicted model, not a curated record. The transcript has a single exon. Lineage: Eukaryota; Metazoa; Arthropoda; Insecta; Hemiptera; Cicadellidae. Bases 636 to 1931 code for a protein of 431 amino acids. Gene Ontology annotation, biological process: sensory perception of taste. Gene Ontology annotation, cellular component: membrane.